AUGACUCCAACCUGGCAAUUACCUAUGGACUACCGCGAACGUCCUGUAGCAGUUCUCGGUGGUGGGGUUUUGGGCCGUCGUAUUGCCUGCAUCUGGGCAUCAGCAGGUUACAACGUCCACGUCCGUGACCCGAGCCCCCAGCAACGCGCAGACUGCAUCACCUACGUAAAUGAGAAUGUCGCCUCAUAUGCUGCACACACAGGAGCGAGCCCCGGCCCUAUCACAGCAUUCGAGGAGUUGGCGGCGGCAAUAGAGAACGCGUGGCUCGUCAUAGAGUGCGUUCCUGAGGUCCUCCAACUCAAGAUCGACACCUUCGCAGAGCUAGAGAAACAUGCUCCGACGGACUGCAUUCUGGCAACCAACUCAUCCUCAUAUCGCUCCUCAGAAAUGCUGGAUAAGGUAUCAGUCGCAACGAAGACGCGUAUCAUGAACAUACAUUACUACAUGCCUCCACAGGUCAUGGUUGUGGAACUGAUGACGGAUGGAUUCACAGAGCCAUCAAUUCUUCAUUUCAUGGCUGAGCGCUCGAAAGAAGUGGCGACCAAGCCUUAUAUUGCGAGGAAGGAAUCUACUGGGUUUAUAUUCAACCGUUUGUGGGCUGCUGUUAAGCGCGAAGCUCUUACCAUUCUGGCUGAAGAUGUUUCGACGCCGAGCGAGAUUGACUCACUAUGGACUGAGAUGUUUGUGAAGGGAGGGACACUGCCUUGCAAGAUGAUGGAUGCUGUUGGACUUGACACCGUGGCUUUCAUCGAAAGGCACUAUGUCGCUGAACGAGGUCUCGAUUCUGAGAAGACCGUCGAUUUUCUCCAAACGAACUAUCUUGACCAUGGCAAACUUGGGAAUAAAUCAUCCAAGGGGGGGCUUUAUCCGCCCGCGGAAGAGAAAUAAG
Messenger RNA from Aspergillus piperis CBS 112811, 889 nucleotides. Its product is annotated as 3-hydroxyacyl-CoA dehydrogenase family protein. NCBI's taxonomy places the organism in Eukaryota, Fungi, Ascomycota, Eurotiomycetes, Eurotiales, Aspergillaceae. The coding region runs from base 1 to 888 and encodes 295 amino acids. Gene Ontology annotation, biological process: fatty acid metabolic process. Gene Ontology annotation, molecular function: NAD+ binding; oxidoreductase activity, acting on the CH-OH group of donors, NAD or NADP as acceptor. The transcript is spliced from 3 exons. The record is from RefSeq and is a predicted model, not a curated record.